CGUGUCACCUUGAAGCCAUGUCGACGGCUGAGCAGUUCUCGCUGCUCGGGGACGCUCGCGAUGUGUACAUGACCCCGGCGCCGACCGGCGAGCUGGCCUCGGACGCGGAGUACUUCAGCCCGGCACACUCCCUGCCCCCGGGAGCCGGGCUCUACCCCCUGGCCGAGUCGUAUGGGUUCUCCUUCCGGAACUUCUCCUUCCUGCCAGAUCGGCUGUCUUCAUCGGCGCGCGCCGGGGCCUCGGCGGCUGCCGUGCUGCCGGAGCUCGAAGGAUCGGACCUGUCCUCGCGGGUGGACUGCCUCUUUGGCCUGAGCACCGACAUCGCGGGCGGCAAGUUUGUGCUCCUGCGCGGCUGCACCAGUCGCAUUCUCUUGGAUCUGCUGGCCUGCCGGAAGAAUUCCGGCACCAUCGCCGGGCUGUGUCAGCCGGUGGCCCUGCACCCGGGCCAGGAGAACAGCCACGCCGCCCGGCAACUGUCGCUCUCCUCGACGCCGGAGCAGGAGGCCGACGUGUGGGCCCGGUACCAGCCGCACGUGGGGCACAUCUCCACCGACGCCCACCUGGCCAUCGGGCACUCGCACCAGCGCCUGUCGCAGGUGCUGCUGGCCACGGCGCGUCGGCAUCAUGGCACGCCGGCUGCUGCGCGGGCUGCCGUGGCCCACGUCCUCCGGGCUCUGGGCCUGCAGCACCUGGCGGCCCUGUGUCUGCGGGAUUGCGACGUGGCCGAGGUGGCCGGCACCGGGCUCCCCGGGCAGCGCUUUGUCUCGACCAUCGCCGCGUCGGCCAUCGACCUGCCGGACAUGGAUCACCUGGAGCAGCUGGCCUCCGGGGACAAGUCCCUGCGCCCGGCGCCGCUGCCCCUGCGCCUGGGCCUGCUGGAGCUCAAGCUCCUGUGUUUGGCUCAGGUCAUCCUCCAGCGGGCAGGUGUCAUUUGCAUUGAGCGCUUCGCCGCCGGCCUCUCGCACUCGGACGCAGUCACCUACUCGAUCAUCUUGCGCCGGCUGGCGGCCCAGGGGUACACCAUUGUCUCGGAGCUGGACGACCUCCAGGCGUCGGUUCUCUCGAAUGCCGAUCAGCUCCUGCUCUUCGUGUCAGGGAAGUUGCUCUUCUCCGGGGCCCCGGGGCCCGGAGCCGAGGCGCUGGCCGCCGCCCUGGAGUCCCUCUACCCGGAGCAUGUGCUCGCAUCGCCGGAGACCGCCGCCGCGGCGCGUGGAUCCCUGCUACGCGACGCGGACCUUCUGGUCGAGGGGUUCCUCCCGGCGCUGAUGUCCCCUUCCGAAACCCCCUCGGCCAUUCAGCAGAUGGACCUGUCGAAGGCCCUCCCCGAAAUGGGUGCCCUGGCGGGCGAGGCCCCGGGAGAUGGGGUCUCCCCGUUUGCCGGAGCCGACUCGCUGGCCUGCUUCCGGGCGCCAUACUGGCGCCGGCGCCCGGCCCUGCGCAGCCGCAUCCCCUUCUUGCUGGGGCUGAACAUGCUGGACCAGGUCCAAGCGCGGCUGCACCUGAUCCCCCUGUUCCCCGUGCUCACGGUCUUCCCCCCGGCCAUGGCCUUCUUCCUGUCCAUCUUCUACGACAUGCGGCCGGAUCACUCGGACCAGGCGAGCGCCCGGCUGGCGCAAUUCUUCAUCACCCUCAGCCUUUUCUUGGUGGUGGUGCCGCUGCUGCUGUCGGCCGGCCGGUCGCCCUCCGGCUGGAACCCCGGGCACCGGUUCCUCUCGCGCCGGGUGGCCGUGCGCCAGUCCCGCCUGGGGACCGACUCGGCGUGGCUCUUCACCCUGAGCACCCUGCUGGUGGAUGCCCUGUUUGUUGCCAUGCUGGCCGUCCUCUGGGUGGUUCCGGUCGUCUACUCCCUGCCGCUCUACCACUGGCCCGGCAUCUUCGGACAGUACUGGCUGUCGACGCUCUUCAUGGGCCUCUUCGGUUUGGGUCUGCUGGAUUUCACCAUCGAUCUGUGCCAGAGCCCCGGCGCGGCGGCCCGGCUGUUUACCUUCAUCGCGCUGGUGUUCAUCGUGCCCUUCGGCAAUUUCUUUGUCUACCUGCCGCUGAUGCUUCGCACCUGGGGGUGGAUCUUCUGGAUCAACCCCAUGCACUAUGCCUUUGCUGGCUGCUGCAUCGCCGAGCUGUAUGGCAAUGGCAAAUACGGGCCCCUGCAGUUUGCUCUCCUCCAGCGGCACCACUACAUGAACAAUGGCGGCGGCGUGACGCAUCUGAUUGCCUCGACAGCCACCCUCCUGUGGGGCCUGUUCGCCUGUGUGGUCGUGGUCCGUGUCCUGUCGGCCAUCAGUCUGCGCAUGCGCUCCAAGUAGCCACCGGCCUGCCGACACCCCCGUGCCCGGCCAUGCCCUCCUCCCUCCCCCCCGCUCGCCCUCUGGCCCCCUUUGCCGCAGAAGGGAGGCCCGGCAAGGCGCACUCGGCAGGUCCGCGCCGCCUCCCGACGAUCUCCCCUCCCUGCCCGCAUUUCGGGCCCUCCUGUCUGGUGUAUCUCCCUCCCCUCGUGCCCUGUCCGCCCCUUUUCGCCCCUCUUGUCGGGGGGAAAAAAAAAGAAGAAAAAACACC
Messenger RNA from Fonticula alba, 2553 nucleotides. RefSeq lists its product as hypothetical. Lineage: Eukaryota; Rotosphaerida; Fonticulaceae. The coding region runs from base 18 to 2303 and encodes 761 amino acids. The record is from RefSeq and is a predicted model, not a curated record. Gene Ontology annotation, cellular component: membrane. Gene Ontology annotation, molecular function: ABC-type transporter activity. The transcript is spliced from 7 exons.